UAAAAGCGUGAGGAAGAAACGCGGCGGUUGAUUUCAAAUUUUGUGAAGAAAAAAAGACAAGCAGCGGAUGGAGGGAACUUACUUUUAGGUUACUUUAGUGUUUCUCAUUUUUAAUACAGUGCGCUGUAUUAUGCGCAUGCAUUGAAGAUGGAGCCGCUGAAUUCAGGCAGUGAGGCAGUGAAAUCCUCAAGAAGGAGACUUUCUUCGAUUUUAAAAGCUUCUCGGACAUCUAUGAAAGUACUUGGAUCUGAGCAAGAGGAGCAAAAGGUGAUAAAGGAGGAAAUUGCCAAACCUGUAGAAAAGAAGAGAAAUUCGCGAAGAGUGAGUUUUGCCUCUACAAAUAAUGUUCGAGUCUUUACAAAUGAUGCAAAAAGUGAAUCUCCUGUUCUGGCAUCCAUACAAAACACACUUGUUGGAGAUAGACCAGAUGAAAAGAUUCUGCGUUUUGUUGAGGGAAAUCACCAAAUCAAAGGCCUGGAAACUUUGUUGAACACUCCUCUUUAUCUAUCGCAGCAUAAGGAGAAUUUCUUCUCUGACCCAGUCUUACAAGAUGACUGUGUGGAUAGAACAAUGCUGCUCGGAGAGAAUACUGGAUACAUGGAUAUUACUCAAAGUCACACAGUCAUAAUUGAUAAGGAUUAUGAAAUUGAAGAAGAACCAAACUCAGAUUGUUGCUUCAAAGUGGCUCAGACAGUCUGUGGUGAUCUAAAUGUUGCAAGUCUGAAGGGUUUUCCACGUGAAGCAAAAGCAGAGAGUAAAAAAGCUGCAACAGACCCAGACUUUAGUGCUUUUCUCUCCGGUAUGUGCUUACCCACUGUAAGCACCAUUAAGCCCCCAAAUUCAGAAAAUAAGCUGGAAAGUGUCUUCUGUUCAGCCAGUACAAGCACAAUGGAAAUUGAUAAGGAGAAUCUCUUACCAUCUUUUUUAAUGAAGCAAAAUCCAGGUGGCAUGGGUAACCCAAAACAACCACAAGGCCUUCAACGUAGACGAUCCCGUGUUACGUUUGUUGAAGAUGAUGAUAUAGAGACAACCAUGAGUCACACUGUUGUAAUUGAAACCAGAAAUGAAGUUCAGCCUCUUGCAUCCUCCAUUUCUGAAAAUCAAGGAAGUGUUAAAGUUACAGGAAAUAUCACUCGCAAUGUCCAGGCAGCUCUGGAUCGCAAUAGAUCCCAUUGUUUAUCUGAGGAUGACAAUGCGAUGGAGAUGACAGGGUGCGUUGAUUUAGCUGUUCGAGAAAAAGACCACACAAUGAAUAUGAAGGAGCAGUCUCAGUCUCCAAUUCCCAAAGUAAGAAGGAUGUCAUCCUUUAAUGUGAUUGGAAAUGGGGAGACAACAGAUCAAAACAUUGCUGGUUGUUUUCAGAGCAAUCUCUCAAUAGUCAAAACUGCUAAUUCUGAUGAUAUGGAGAUUACUGGGGUUUUAGAUGUAUCUAUUCGAGAAAAAGAGGACAUUCUGUUUCCCAAACUAAGCCGUAGAUCCACUCUUGAUGCUUUUGGAAAUGGAAAAAUAGUGGAUCAAAACAAAUCUGGCUACAACUUGAUAGCUCCAACUGCUAAUAAUGAUGUUACAGAGAAGACACAGUCACAGGCUGUUGCUUUCGUGGCCAAACCAUCAAGUGGCAACAAGCCAUUUAGCAACUCAAGGAAGAGUUUCUCUCUUGCGUCUGUAUCCAGAACUGUUCAAGAAGAUGAGCAUGCGGCCAUUGUCAAGGAGGAAGCUCUGCAUCCAAUAUCCAGAGGAAGCAAGAUGUCCUGUUUUAAUUUGGCUGGAAGUGAAGAGAUAUUGGAUCACAACAAAUCAGGCCACCUCUCCAUUGCCCAAACUGAAAAUUAUGAUGAUAUGGAGAUGACACAGUGUCAAUCUAUUUUUCCCGAGGCUAAACAGGUCAGUGGAGACAAAUCAUUAAGCAACUCAAGGAAAGAUUGGGCUCAUACAUCGGUAUCCAGAACUGAAGACGGUGAUGGGAUGGACAUUACUCAAGGGUUCACAGGGCGUAUAAUACUAAAUGCUCCUUCAGGCACCAAGAAUGAAAGAGGUGAAAGCAAUCUGAUACCUGCUACAUCACCUAAACAUAAUGAGAGUGACUGUAUGGACUUGACAUGCCAACCAAGUACUUUUGUUGGGAUUUCACCCCCAAGCCCUGAUGAAAUGGAUUUGACUGUAUGCAACACUAUGAACAUUGACUCAAACCGGGCCUGUUUAGGAAGUGCUGAUACAGGUACAGUACCUUUCUCCGCUAAUCAAACUAUCACUGUUGUUGUACCUAUGGAGAUGACUGAAGUACAUAUGGCACCAGUCAGUGAGCAAAAGCGUAAAGCUUUAAUGACUCGAAGAAAGUCAGGAGCAAGGAUGGUGUCCUUGAUGUCUUAUCCUGAAAAUACUAAAGCUGAUAACUGUCAGACCAAUUUCUCCAACCCUGAUGACAUGGACAUGACACAAUGUCAGACUGUUGUGCUUGAGGCUGAAUACGGCAGACCAUUCAGUAAAUCAAGGAAAAGUUUGAACCUUGUAUCUACAUCCUCCAGUCAUGAUGUUGACAGUAUGGAGAUAACCCAGGCACUCACCGGGAAUAUCAUGUUAAAGAGCUUUGUAUCCAAUAAGGAAAGAAAGCAUGAGAGUAAUCUGUUACCUACAGCACAAAGCUGUCAAAGGCAGGAUGAGUCUGACUGCAUGGAACUGACUUGUCAAGCCAGUGCAUCAAAUCUAGCUAUCCCAUGUGUUGAUGAUGAAAUGGAAUUAACUAGAUGCAACACAAUUGUAGUUGACUUAAAAAGCACAUUGGCAGCAAAUGCUUCAGAGAUCAAAGCAAAUGAAAGUGCCCUUUGGGCAUCAACAUCUGUUUAUAGAUGCACAGUGUCAAGUGAAGAACAAAAUGAGGUGAUUGAAGCUGCCAAGUGUGCUAUUAACCCUGUCUUCCCCCAAAACAUGUUUUUGAUCUGGAUGGCAAAAACCUUAAAUGCAAUAAUACAGAAACAAUGUCAAAUAACCCAGCUGUCAUGCAAGUGAACAAAUACGACGAAAUGGCACAUCCAAGCAAUGUGAUGACGAUUGAUGACGAAAAUGACAUGCAGAUUACAAAGAUGCUAACAAUACCCAUUGAAAUGGAGAAAAGUGUUUUGUUUGACCAGAAAGAAGCCAAUGUAAACACUUCCAAUGCUUCUAAAAAUGAAGAGGAGAGUCAAGUUAUUUGGUCUAACAAGGAACAAAGUACAAGCUCAGUCCAAAUGAAGGUUCCUCCUCAAAUGAGUCCGUAGCUGAUUCCUUCAGUAAAGAAGAACUAAAACCUGUGAAAGCAAGACGGAGAAGUCUAGCAGAUUUUCAAACGGAGCUUCAAAAUAUUUCACGACGUAUCCAGGAAGAGAACAAAGUCUCUGAAAGUCUCAAAGAAACUGCGCCUCUACCGCCUUGUUCUUUCUCAGAGAUUUCCCUUAAAGAGCAGUGUGAAACUGAAAUUUCUAUUGAGCCAGCUUCAAAUGCCACACCUAAUGUCAAGCAGAAAAAUAAUUCGGUUCUAAAUGAGAAGACCACACCUUUUAGUCUAAAAAAGCCGUUCUCAUCAAGGUUGUCAUUGUGUGGUAUCAUGCCAAAACUACCGAAACGAGCUUCAACUGUAACUCCAAACAAAACUGUGACCAUUGGUUUUAAUGAUUUACGAUGUCUACAACUAGAGAAACAUUUUGA
This is a messenger RNA of Pimephales promelas (fathead minnow), 3681 nucleotides long. The record is from RefSeq and is a predicted model, not a curated record. NCBI's taxonomy places the organism in Eukaryota, Metazoa, Chordata, Actinopteri, Cypriniformes, Leuciscidae.